This is a messenger RNA of Trifolium pratense (red clover), 2562 nucleotides long. Its product is annotated as probable mediator of RNA polymerase II transcription subunit 26b. Gene Ontology annotation, cellular component: nucleus. The transcript has 10 exons. NCBI's taxonomy places the organism in Eukaryota, Viridiplantae, Streptophyta, Magnoliopsida, Fabales, Fabaceae. The record is from RefSeq and is a predicted model, not a curated record. Bases 874 to 2208 code for a protein of 444 amino acids.
AACCCUUUUCUCUCUUCUCUCUCUCUCUGUUAUCUCUCUCUCUCUCUCUCUCUCUCUCUCUCUCUCUCUCUCUCUCUUAAAAUCUUUCUCACUCUUUCUCUUUCACAACAAGUAAGUACUUUGUUUCUUGUUGGAAGGGAUAGAAAAAGAACCAAGUUUUUUUAUACGCACGCGGUAUUGUUUUUUUUCUUUAACUCAAAGUGCAACAUUACGUAAGACAUUCAACAAAACUGUUACAAUCUUCAUAGGUAGAUUAUAACAUACUAUGAUUAAGAUUUUGUUGUUCUCACACUGAAUUUGCUGUUUCUUCUUGUAAAUUUUCUUUAUUUUUUUCCUUAAAAAUCGCUUCUUUUUUUCUUUUUUCUUUUUCUGUUUUUUUUUACCCUUUUUUUUUUUCAAGAAAAUAAAAACAAGAAGAAUAAAAAAAAAGGGUAUUUCUUUUGAGGUUUUUUGGUGUUUUUGUAACACCAGAAAAAUGUGAAACAAGAUACAAUAUUUUUACACAAUCAUCACAAAACACACAACAACGUUUUUGUUAUCUUCAUCAUCAUCAUCAUCAUCAUAUAGAUAUACGAUUGUGUUGUUGUGUGUGUGUUUUGUUUUCUUGUUACCGAAUCCCUUCCCAUUCCAAACCAUAUUAUCAUUAUCCGUUUUCUUGCCGAACAUUGAUCCAAUCAAAUUUUGCCAAAAUGGGGCACCCGAGAAAAUCAAAUUAAAAUUAAAAAAGUUUCAAGAUCAAUCAGAAUAAGAAGAACAAGAAUCAUCAAUUUUCGAUUGCCCAUCGAAAAAAGAUUCAAUUUUGAUUCGUGGGUGGAUCUUGUUGUCAAAGAUUGUUUUUUGGGUUUGUGUGUUUUUUGCUGUUGUAACUGAAAAAUGAAGUCUGAAGAACUUGAUCACUGGAGAAAGUACUUUCGUUCAUCAAAUUCUGACAUCUUUAGUAUCAUUGACAAUGCUAUUGUUGUUGCUGCUAUGGAUUGUCCUAAGGAGUUUAAGUCUAGGAGAGACAAAAUUGCUGAGAAGCUCUUCUCAGUUUUGCUGAAUCGUUGUAAGGACUGUGAGAAGGUUGAAGUGCCUGUUACUGAGAAUCAAAAUGGCGAAGUUUGUAAGAGAGGUUCUGUUAAAAAUGGUGCUAGUAAGGAGAGUAAUGUGAAUGGUGCUGGUAGGGAAGACAAUGAAGUGAUGAAGGUGAAACCUGCUAGCAAUUACAGCUUUGAUGAAGCUGAAGCUCUUACUGAUGAACUUGAGGCAGAAUCUCAAGCUAUUGCUGAGGUUUUGAGGAUCAAAGAGAUUCUCAGAAACAAGGACGAUGAGUCUGAAUCAGUGCUGUUUGAAUCACUAAGGAGGCUUGAACUGAUGGGAAUGUCUAUGAAUAUUCUGGAGUCAACUGCGAUCGGAAAGGCUGUCAAUCCUCUCCGGAAACAUGGGUCCAAGCAAGUCCGUGAUCUCGCAAAGAUUCUUAUUGUUGCUUGGAAGGAAAUGGUGGAUACAUUUUAUACCAAACGUGACCCAGAUGCAACCACUCCGGAAUCAUUAAAUCCAUCCGGCGUUGUGAAUGCAGAAGAGGAAGAAGAAGGAGGACUUCCUUCAAUUCCUUUGGACGAAGGGGCUUUCUUUGUGGCUCCACCCGGAAUGGAACUCACUGAUAAGUUCUUCGAUGGCAUGGAUGAUGAUGGAAAUAUUCAAAAGAGUGCGCCACUUAACAAGAACCAGGGCAAUGCCAGAAGGCCAUCUAUGGACACCGAAAUUAAGGACAAGAGGAAUUUGCCGGCAUUUAAUGAAACAGCCAUCGUUCCCAAGGAGAAUAAGAUUCAGCAAUUGAAGAAGAACGAUGCUGCAGUGAGGCUAAAUAAACCGAAACCAGUAGAUGCUGAUUCUGGCCCUUCUGGCCCUCGCACAUACCUAACGUCAAACAUUCAGCGAAAUGGCAAUGUGGAGCCAAAGGUGCAGCAGAAACUGGAAAGCAGUGCUGUCCCAAAGAGGCCUCUCAAUGCUCAACAAGAUAAUUCCAAAUGUUUUGAUGAUGCUGCUAAGCUCGAAGCCACUAAGCGGAGACUUCAAGAGAGUUAUCAACAAGCUGAAAAUGCUAAGAGGCAAAGGACAAUUCAAGUGAUGGAUAUCAAUGAAAUUCCAAAGCAAGGGGCUGGCCACCGGAACACACAUUGCAAACCGGGAAAUCAAAAUAGGCUACGAGGUCUUUUGCGAAGAUAGAGCUGCUAUUUUCAGGAGGAUGUGCAGAUUUUGCAGCAUGUCGUCUAAAGAUUAGCGAUAACUGUUUUUGCCAUACAUUUAAUGGAUAGAAGAUUGAUCCCCCCCUCCUCGAUGAGCAUAGAAAAUAACAUAUAUACAUUCAACAUUUUUACCGGGAUAGAGUUAUUUUGGUUUUAGCGGGAAGUAAACUUUGAAACAUCGAUUAUUUCCCAAGUACUUACAAACAUUGAGUACAUAGGAAUUUUGUUGGUCCAAAGAUUGGAUUUGGAACUUGAACCUAUGUUGGCAUUCUAUUGCUUACUUGGGUUGUGCCAUACUUUUAUUGUCAAUAGAAAUUUCGAUCGUUUCUCGACA